Molecule: messenger RNA, 1128 nt
Organism: Drosophila hydei
Lineage: Eukaryota; Metazoa; Arthropoda; Insecta; Diptera; Drosophilidae
Gene: Or30a
Product: odorant receptor 30a
Exons: 7
Coding region: 1-1128 (375 amino acids)
Biological process (GO): sensory perception of smell; detection of chemical stimulus involved in sensory perception of smell
Cellular component (GO): plasma membrane
Molecular function (GO): olfactory receptor activity; odorant binding
Source: RefSeq, a predicted model, not a curated record
AUGGAACUGCAGACAAUGUCUACGCCGGACAUGCCCAUCUUUGGCAGUACGUUGCGUUUAAUGAAAUUCUGGUCAUAUCUAUUCGUUCACAAUUGGCGACGCUAUGUGGCACUCACGCCCUUCGCCCUCAUCAAUGUGACUCAAUAUGUGGAUAUAUACUUAAGCUCCGAGCCUCUGGACUUCAUUAUACGCAACGUCUAUCUGGCUGUUCUCUUUACGAAUACAGUUGUGCGUGGGAUUCUACUGUGUGUGCACCGCGGCCGAUACGAACGUUUCCUAGAACUACUAAAAGCCUUUUAUCUCCAACUGCUGAGUUCUUCAGAUGAGCACAUUGGCGAGUUGAUAGCGAAGACGACGCGCCUUUCCAUCCUUAUAGGUCGCAUUAAUUUAAUAAUGGGCACUUGCACGUGCAUAGGACUGGUAACAUACCCCAUUUUUGGCUCAGAGCGUGUGCUGCCCUAUGGCAUGUAUGUGCCUGGUAUUGAUAAAUAUGCCAGCCCCGGCUACGAGGUCUUCUUUGUGGUGCAGGUCAUAAUGGCGCCCAUGGGCUGCUGCAUGUACAUACCGUACACCAAUCUGAUUGUUACCUUCACACUGUUUGCCAUACUCAUGUGCCGCGUGCUGCAGCACAAGCUGCGCACCUUGCGGCGCCUGCGGGGCAUUCGAGUGCGUGACGAAAUUAUAUGGUGCAUACGAUAUCAGGUCAAAUUGGCAGGCCUGGUCGAUGCCAUGAACGAUUUGAACACAAAUUUGCAUCUCGUGGAGUUUCUAUGCUUUGGAGCGAUGCUCUGUGUAUUGCUCUUCUCGCUAAUCAUUUCGCCAACAAUCGGUCAGGUUGUAAUCGUGUCUUUCUACAUGAUCAUGAUAUUUGCUAACAGCGUUGUGCUCUACUACGUUGCCAAUGAGCUCUACUUUCAGAGUUUCUAUAUAUCGAUUGCCGCCUAUGAGAGCAAUUGGAUGGAUCUGGAUAUAGAGACACAGAAAACUUUGAAGUUUCUCAUCAUGCGCUCGCAAAAGCCGCUGGCAAUACUCGUUGGCGGCGUUUAUCCCAUGAAUCUAAAGAUGCUGCAGUCGCUGCUGAACGUCAUCUAUUCGUUUUUCACGCUGCUGCGGCGCGUCUAUGGCUGA